Dreissena polymorpha is the source of this 2315-nucleotide messenger RNA. Its product is annotated as toll-like receptor 4. Gene Ontology annotation, cellular component: membrane. The coding region runs from base 21 to 1457 and encodes 478 amino acids. The record is from RefSeq and is a predicted model, not a curated record. Gene Ontology annotation, molecular function: protein binding; transmembrane signaling receptor activity. Lineage: Eukaryota; Metazoa; Mollusca; Bivalvia; Myida; Dreissenidae. The transcript has a single exon. Gene Ontology annotation, biological process: inflammatory response; immune response; toll-like receptor signaling pathway.
UUUAUAAUCAAUAUGUCUAUAUGCUUGUAUGGACUAAUCCUAGCAUUGAAGUGCUAGAUUUCGGAUAUCAAUUUCAGUUAAAGAAUAUUAUACAUUUCCCUGUAGAAAAACCUCGUCGCAGAACGAUAGAAUAUUUAAAUGAUUCAAAUUUAAACCUAAAGAAAUUUAUAUUUACCGGCACGAAAUCUUCUGUACAUUUAUUAAAAUUUGCAUACUCUGAAAAUGUUAUAGAAUAUAUUGACAUUUCCUGUAAUUAUAUCAACAAAAUAUUGGAACUGCCAUCUUUAUUGUUUUUAACAUUUCUUAAUCUUUCGAGCAACUCUAUCGAAACAUUGUCAGAAUCAGUAUUUAGAGAAACGCCAUCUUUAAAAUACCUGGAAAUACAAGAUAAUAUCCUUGGUUUCGAAUUAGGAUCUGACAAAGCAGUGAAUAUGUUUGUACCUCUAAAACAUCUAAAAACCAUUAAUAUGUCAAAGAAUAGAAUUUACAGUUUAACAAGUUUGCUUUUCUCCCAAUGCGUCAGUUUACAAAAAAUCGAUCUUUCUGAAAAUUACCUUGACAUCUUUGACCUUAAUUUACAUAAUUUAAGAAAUUUGUCAGUCCUGAAUCUGAGAAAUAAUCGGCUUCAAACUUUAUCUGAACCCGUUCGAGUAUAUCUGUCUGACAUGACAUCGGCACAUGCAGUAAUUGUUAACUUGCAGGACAAUAAAUUAGCGUGUAAUUGCGAUAACAUCGAAUUCUUGAGAUGGCUGUUAACAACAAAUGUUUCUGUAACAGAAAAGAACUUUUAUAAUUGUUACUAUAAUAAUGCUAGUAGAUCUCGCAUUGAGUCAAGUACAACUGACGCUCUAGUCACUCAGUGCUAUACUUAUUUAUCCUUAAUUACAUCACUUACAGCAAUUAUCUCAGUCUUUGUCGUAAUCAAUAUAUCGGCAAUUAUAUUUAGGUACCGCUGGCAUAUUGUAUAUUGGUACUACAAUGUCGUGAAACGUCGAGAUAUUACUAUGAAUGCACGACAGGACAUGUUUCAGUAUGAUGCGUAUUUAUCCUAUGACGAUCAUGAGACCAGUUUAGUUGUAAGGACUAUACACACAAAGCUUGAAGUUGAUUCCAACCUGCGACUGAAUAUUCGAGAUCGCGACUUUCCACUUGGUGAUAUCAAUGCUCUGAAUAUCGUCGAAGCAAUCAGCUCGAGCAGAAAAACAAUUUUGCUUCUAAGCAGACAUUCUCUUAAGAACAAAUGGUGUAGGUUUGAAAUAAACAUUGCUAUCAUUGAAGCCAUUACCACGAAUCGACCGGUUACUGUAAUUGUGUACGUGGAAGAUAUUCCAGCUCGCUUUCUACCGAAGGAAGUAAGUAAACUUCUGCAAGAUUCACCGGUUUUAGAUUUUCCAAAGGACACAGAUGCUUCCCAAAACGCGUUUUGGAACAGUUUGAAGGACUGCAUUAGCCGGUGACGAAAAAGUGUAUAUUUGGGUAUACAAAUGAUAAUUGUAUUUACAAUAAAAUGUACAUACAUGAAAACAAAAAAUUUGGACAUGGGGAAUGUUUGCAGUCAUAUUGGGGCUUGCAAUUGUUCUUGUCACUAGUUUGUGCGUUUUGUUUACAAAGACAAAAUUGUAUUGUAUUAGAAUGGUCUUAUUAGAAUUUUAAUCUGCAGUAUAUCACUGAUGUUAUAUUAUGUUUCAAUCAAUUGACUAAAUUUUAGACUAUCUAAUACAUUAUUGACAGUCUUGCAGUCACAUAUUUCAAGAGACAACACAAAACGGACAAACAGUGUACAUGGUGAUUUUGAUAGCAUAAUUAUUAUUGAAUGUGCAAUAACAUAAUUAUUAGUGAAUGUGCAAUAUCCAAACACUUAAUCAUGGAUAAUAACUACAUUGUAUGUUUUAAUUAUUAUAUUUUACGAGAUCCCUGAUCCUAUAAGUGCGAUAUCAUAUUAAGUGCAUAUGCGCUUAGAAGAUUCUUUUGUAUGCUCGACCAAUACAUUCAAUAAUGAAAUUGUACCUGGAUUUUCCUGAUGAUUGUACAGUGUUUUUUAUUUGAUCUUCUUAUUAUUGUUUUUAUCAAAUAAAAAAUAUUUUUUAUACUAUGUAUAAUACUAAAAAUUCCAAUUUUUGAAUAUUCCACAUAUUGAUUUUAAAUGACAUUGUAUGAUUACUAAUAUUAUAUAUGAGGACAGUGGAAUAAAACAAAUCCCAUCUUUUAAUUUCUCGUAUCUGAUGAUAUCUUAAUUGAUAGGUGGGGUCGAUCGUAUCGGACAAAUGAUUAACACAUUUUUCGUAAUGCCACCAACUAAAAUAACAUUAUUUGAA